Morus notabilis is the source of this 1226-nucleotide messenger RNA. RefSeq lists its product as uncharacterized. Bases 99 to 896 code for a protein of 265 amino acids. NCBI's taxonomy places the organism in Eukaryota, Viridiplantae, Streptophyta, Magnoliopsida, Rosales, Moraceae. The transcript is spliced from 5 exons. The record is from RefSeq and is a predicted model, not a curated record.
UGAUUAACCCUACAUAAAUUUGCCUGCGUGCUGAUUUGUUGCGUCCUUUGUUCAUCUUCUUCCUUACGGCAAAUAAGCUAACACACACACCGAAGAAAAUGUCGAACACCGCAGAAGAAACCCUAGCGGAAAUGGAAGAAGAAGAAGGAGGAGUGUACGAACAGAGAGGCUCCGAAAACGACAACGAAAACGAAAACGAAAACGACGAUCUCUCCCACGAAUGGGAGACCAUGGCUCGAGCUUGGCUCUGCUCGUUCCCCGAAGCCAAAGCCGUUUCCAUGGCGGAAGUCGAGUCCUGGAUCGACUCCAACCUCGAUUCCUUACCCGACGGCAUCAAAUCCAUGCCUCGUUCCGACCUUUCUCUCAGGCUCAUUUCCAUUCAGAACAUGCGACUCCCCAAUCAGGGAGGAGAAGGAGAAGAAGAAGAAGCGAGUCCAGUUGAUACUCCUCAUGCGCGGUUUCAACGCACCGAUCAGUGGAGACCGGUUUAUUCGUGGCUGGAAUCGUUGGACAAAGACGAGGUUGUUAAGUCUAAGGAUAUUUCGGAUUGGCUAACUGAGAAUCCGAAUGUGCAAGAACAGUUGUGCUCUAGGCAUUCUCGGUACCACUUGAUGCAUUACAUUAAAAAGUGUCAUAUGAAGAUCCUCAAGAGAAGAGAAAAGAAGAAGGGGUUUCAGCAGUCUGAGAAACCAGCGUCUCUCAAGGUUAAUAAAGAUGUGGUGAUGAAACAACCAGCCGUGCUUCCAAGUUUAGUUAUCUCUCCAGCAGCCAACAUACCUAAAGAUAGUGACGUAUAUUUAGCCAAGCGAAAGGAGGCACUUCAGAAAUAUGAAAUUUUAGUAGAGUUGGAGAAGCUGCUUUCCCCAUCUGUCAUGCGUCAAGAGCUAAGCAAAUGAAGAAUUUUGAAGCACUUUAUAGAAGUUCAGUUUGUAAAUUAUUCUCUCCGUAGUAAGCACUGCUAGAGCCUAGAAACACAAUUUAAUGUGGUAUCCAAGGAUCCGAUUUUUUUGCAAUCAAAAAGUGGGCCUAGAAAUUGGUCCCAGAGUUGUAUUCAAUCUUAUCUGUAAAUUUUACAACUUUGCUUGAGCUGAAUGCAAUAUCUAGUUUUUCUCAAGUGUAUUUGGCCUUUCUUUCUCUGCAUCGUCAAAUCUGUCCUCAUUAAGUGCCAGAUUCUAUAUCCAAAAAGCAUGAAAAGUUGACUUUUUGUAGAUGAUUCAGAAGUUUGA